CUUUUAAGCCGUCCCACGACGAGGACUCCAAAAGCAUGACCGACCCCGGGUCCUCCUAAGUCGCCUCUUCUUGCAGCAUUUUGCUGAGCGGCGCCCCAGGGACCCGUCAAGGGCCCUCCGGGAAAGCGGACGUCGCACUGUGCCCCACCCGGCCCGGCGCCGCCCAGCUCGUGCCGCGCGGGCUGCCCGGCCCCCACCCCCGGGCUGCCGCGCCCCGCUCUGCCCCGCCCGGCUCCGGCCAGCCGCGCCUGGAGACCACUGACUCUCCCUCCUGCCGCCGCCCGGCUGCGGGUCUCGCGUCCGAGCCAAAGCCGCGAAGAUAUCGGGGUCAUGUGGAGGGCUGCCCAGGCGGUGCUCGGAACCCCCAGGAUCCCCCUCCUGCCCCGGAGGUCGAUGUCCACAUCGACCCUUCACUCCCAGAAGUCCGCGGCCCUGACCGUCACGCCUAAGACUGGGCUGGCCGUCGAGCUCCUGCACGUUCAAGUGGAAGCCUUAGGCCCGAGGGAGCGGGCGACCCUGCGGCCGUCGGCCGUCAGCUUCCGAGGCCGCCCCUUCCAUUCGCUGGCGCACUACGAGGCGGACGGCCGCGGGGGCUUGGACCCGGCCAGGGCCCCGGCUGUGGGCGGCGACUUCACGGGCGUGGAGCCCAUGGGGCUCCUGUGGAGCCUCUCGCGGGUCGGCUGCGAGGAUCCCUGCUUCAACCAGGUGCCGAGGGGCGUGGUGAGAAGCCCGCUCAAAGUGGAGGUGACCGUCCACCGCGCGCCGCCGCAGCCGGCGGUGUCGCUGGGCCCGGCGCUGGCCUCCGCUCAGGUGCAGCGCUGGUUCUCCAGCCCCGAGCUGCGCCGUGCUCGGCUGCAGGCCGGCCGCCUGCGGGGCGUCUUCUUGCUGCCCCCGGGUGCGUGAGGUCUUUUCGGCAGAGGGCUGCGCAUGGAUUUGGGGAAUCGAUUUAGGAAAGCUGACUUGCUUUGCUGGCUAGUUUAUCUCCAAAAAACCAGAACGAGCGCCUUAAUUCCUUGAUUUUGUCUCCCUAGACUCAGGUGGGACAGUCACUCUCCCAAAUGGUGAUUGGGAUUUAAAUUUAAUCUGCUCGGGAACCUCUGUUCUGCCAGCUGCCGCCCCCUUUAAGCUCCUAGUGCUGCCCGCGCUAUUCCUUGCGAGCAUCUCUGCUGUAGUAAGCACAACGCUGGGGUACAGUUUCUAGCCUUAAGUAUUUGGUUUACCUCUGUAGUAGGCGGAGCUUUGUGUUCAUUUGACGUUUCCAGUUAUUCCUUGUAAAAAUGACGAGAAUAGUGGAUCCAGAUCUUUCACUGGUAUCGGUUCAAUCUCCAACGUAACUGAAGUC
Mustela erminea (ermine) is the source of this 1342-nucleotide messenger RNA. Its product is annotated as bile acid-CoA:amino acid N-acyltransferase-like. NCBI's taxonomy places the organism in Eukaryota, Metazoa, Chordata, Mammalia, Carnivora, Mustelidae. The record is from RefSeq and is a predicted model, not a curated record. The coding region runs from base 331 to 903 and encodes 190 amino acids. Gene Ontology annotation, cellular component: peroxisome. Gene Ontology annotation, biological process: fatty acid metabolic process; acyl-CoA metabolic process. The transcript has a single exon. Gene Ontology annotation, molecular function: fatty acyl-CoA hydrolase activity.